Molecule: messenger RNA, 2460 nt
Organism: Strongyloides ratti
Lineage: Eukaryota; Metazoa; Nematoda; Chromadorea; Rhabditida; Strongyloididae
Product: Coatomer subunit beta'
Exons: 2
Coding region: 1-2460 (819 amino acids)
Biological process (GO): intracellular protein transport; retrograde vesicle-mediated transport, Golgi to endoplasmic reticulum; intra-Golgi vesicle-mediated transport
Cellular component (GO): COPI vesicle coat
Molecular function (GO): protein binding; structural molecule activity
Source: RefSeq, a predicted model, not a curated record
AUGCCAUUAAGGUUAGAUAUUAAAAGAAAGCUUUUGGCUCGAUCAGACAGAGUUAAAUGUGUGGACCUCCACCCAAAUGAGCCUUGGACACUUGUUUCACUUUAUAAUGGCAAUGUUCAUAUUUGGAAUUAUGAAACUCAACAAUUAUUAAAAUCACUUGAAGUUUCUGAAUUACCUGUUCGUGCUGGAAAAUUUAUAGUACGUAAAAGUUGGAUCGUUACUGGUUCAGAUGAUUUAAUUAUUCGAAUUUUCAAUUAUAAUACUUUAGAAAGAGUCCAUCAAUUUGAAGCACAUGCAGAUUAUAUUCGUUCAAUUAUUGUUCAUCCAACAAAACCAUUUGUUAUUAGUUCAUCUGAUGAUUUAUUAAUAAAAGUAUGGGAUUGGGAAAAUAAAUGGCAAUUGAAACAAACAUUUGAGGGACAUACUUAUUAUGUUAUGCAAUUAGCUAUAAAUCCAAAAGAUAAUGUCACUUUUGCUUCAGCAUCCCUUGACAAAACAAUUAAGGUAUGGCAGUUUGGAAGUCAAACAUCUAAUUUUACUUUGGAAGGCCAUGAAAAAGGUGUCAAUUGUGUAGAUUACUAUCAUGGUGGAGAUAAACCUUAUAUAAUUUCUGGAGCAGAUGAUAAACUUGUUAAAAUAUGGGAUUAUCAAAAUAAAACUUGUGUCGCUACAUUAGAUGGACAUGCUAAUAACAUUACUGCUGUUUGUUUCCAUCCAGAAUUACCAAUGAUUAUUACUGGAGCUGAAGAUGGUAGUGUUAGAAUGUGGCAUAGCAAUACUUUCCGCUUAGAAUCAACUUUGAAUUAUGGAUUGGAACGUGUUUGGUGUAUUAGUACAUUAAAAGGAAAUAACACUAUUGCCAUUGGUUAUGAUGAAGGAUCAGUUACUGUAAAAAUGGGAAGAGAAGAACCAGCUGUGUCUAUGGAUUCUUCUGGUAAAAUUCUUUGGGCUAAACAUGCUGAAGUCCAACAAGCAAAUUUAAAAACACUUGAUCCAGAUGUUGUUAAUAAUGCAUCUGAUGGUGAAAAAAUAAUAGUUUCUGUUAAAGAUAUGGGAACUUCUGAUAUUUAUCCACAAACAUUACAACAUUCUGCUAAUGGGCGUUAUGUUGUUGCAUGUGGUGAUGGUGAAUAUAUUAUUUAUACUGCUACAGCACUUAGAAAUAAAGCAUAUGGAAGUGGAAUUGAAUUUGCUUGGUGUAAUGAUUCAAAUAUUUAUGCUGUUAGAGAUAGUAGUAAUAAUAUAAAAAUUUUUAAAAAUUUUAAAGAUCAUACAAAUAUUAAGACUGAAACAACUAUAGAAGGAAUUGAUGGUGGACCACUUCUUGGAGUUAGAAGUAGUUCAGAUUUAUGUUUUUAUGAUUUUGAGACAGGAAUUCUAAUUCGUCGUAUUGAAAUUGAAGCUACCAAAGUUUAUUGGUCUGGUAGUGCAGAAUAUGUUACUGUUGCUACUGCUGAUUCAUUUUAUAUUUUAAAAUAUGAUUCAAGUGUUGUUGAAAAUGCCAGCAAAGAUGAGAUAACCGAAGAUGGUAUUGAAGAUGCUUUUGAUGUUAUUGGAGAGUUUAGUGAAAUAGCUGUAACAGGAUUUUGGAUUGGUGACUGCUUUGUCUACACAACAAAUACAAAUCGUUUAAAUUAUAUUGUUGGUUCUGAAAUUGUUACAAUAGGUCAUAUGGACAAAACAUUUUAUUUAUUAGGUUAUAUUCCAAAAGAUAAUCGUAUAUAUGCAUGUGAUAAAGAUUUAAAUAUCGUAUCAUUUAAGCUUCUUCUUUCUGUUUUGGAAUAUCAAGCAGCAAUUCUAAGACGUGAUAAAGCUAAAGCAAUUGAAAUAAUAGAAACAAUUCCAGAUGAUCAAAAAACAAGAAUUGCUCAUUUCUUGCAAAAACAAGGUCUUCUCAAAGUUGCUCUUGAUAUCACUCAAGAUGCAGAUCACAAAUUUGAUUUGGCAAUUAAACUUGGAGAUCUUAAUCGCGCUUUUGAAAUAGCAAAAGAAAUUGAUAGUAAACAAAAAUGGGAUCUUUUAGCACAAGCAGCAACAGAAAAAUCUGAGUUAAUUUUAGCUGCUGAAUGUCUUGGAAGAGCUAAAGAUUUUGGAGGACUUUAUAUGCUUGCUGUUGUGGUGGGUUCACCAAGUCUCAUGACCAAUCUCGCUAAAUCAGCUGAUGCUUCUGCUAGACAUAAUACAUCAUUUUUAGCUAACUUUACCCUGGGUAAUAUAGAUGAAUGUCUUGAGAAACUUAUAAGUUUAGGUAGAUUGCCUGAGGCUGCAAUGUUUGCGCAUACAUAUUGUCCAAGUCAGGUAGAUCGUGUUGUUGGGUUGUGGAAAGAGAAAAUUGAAAAUUCUGGAGCAACUCCAAGACAAAAAAAUAUUGCAGAACAGAUCGCUAAUCCUUCAGCGUAUGAAAAUCUCUUUCCGGGAUUUAGUGAAUCAUUAAAAGCUGAAAGUGAAAAAGAUGACUAA